GCAAGUGCUACUCUCUUCAAUGUCGGCAGACAUGUACAAAUUGGAAUCACGAUGUGAAAAGAGCUUACUAAAUCUUCCUUCGAAGAAUAUGGGAAUUAUGGACAUUUAUCACUAUUUCAUCAACGAAAUUUCGGACCCCAGAGUUUCUGAUUGGCUCUUGAUGUCAAAUCCAUUUGGUAUAGUACUAAUUUUACUAGCUUAUUUGUCUUUCGUACUUUAUCUUGGGCCAUUUUACAUGAAAGAGAGAAAACCUUAUGCGCUUACCAGGAUUAUGAUUUGUUACAAUGUUUUUGUCGCAACUGCGAGUGCUGUUAUAUUUUAUGGUAUAGUUACAUCUGGUUAUACAACGCAUCUUUCUGUGGGAUGCGAACCUUUUGUAAUUUCAGACGAUCCUAUGUCGCUUAACAUGGCUCGUUGGGUGUGGUGGUUUUUAAUUCUGAAAAUCAUCGAGCUUGCAGAUACCGUUAUUUUCAUCUUCAGAAAAAAGUAUAAUCAAAUGUCGUUUCUUCACGUAUAUCAUCACACAAUGACUCUUUUUACAGUAUGGCUCUCUUGCAAAUAUGCACCUGGUGGUAUGUGGACUUUUAUAAUGUUGCCUAAUUGCGCAGUACACGUAAUUAUGUACAUAUAUUAUCUCUGUACUUGUUUGGGACCCAAAAUGCAGAAGAUAGUUACUCCUUGGAAAAAAUAUAUGACUCUUUUGCAAUUGAUUCAAUUUACUGUCAUGAUAGCCCAUACGUUCCAAGCACUUCUACCGUCUUGUGAGCCUACGCGAAAACCACUAGCGUACAUUUACAUGUCUCAAAUUGUUUUCCUGUUCUACAUGUUUGUAGAUUAUUAUAAGAAAUCAUACUUGAGGAAAAAGAUUGAAUAAACGAGUAGAAGUGUCAUAGAAUUUAACUAAUAAGUUAAUUUAAUUUAGAGCUACUUUAGUAAA
Messenger RNA from Linepithema humile (Argentine ant), 937 nucleotides. RefSeq names its product very long chain fatty acid elongase AAEL008004-like. The record is from RefSeq and is a predicted model, not a curated record. Gene Ontology annotation, biological process: fatty acid elongation, polyunsaturated fatty acid; very long-chain fatty acid biosynthetic process; fatty acid elongation, monounsaturated fatty acid. NCBI's taxonomy places the organism in Eukaryota, Metazoa, Arthropoda, Insecta, Hymenoptera, Formicidae. Gene Ontology annotation, cellular component: endoplasmic reticulum membrane. Gene Ontology annotation, molecular function: fatty acid elongase activity.